GAUCACUUUGCAAUGUGCAUAAUUCCUUGAUGUGGUUGUCACAUAUCCCUACAGGCCAAAACUCUUUGUGCAUGUGGACUUCACUUACGGAGUUAUCAAUUGUUGCAUUACUCCAUCAAUCAGUUGUAGUGAAAGUUGACGUUUGUUUUUCACAUUGGCACAAUCAAUUGUUUGCACUUUAUGUCCCAAUAUCUGGUGGAUAUUAGACGACAAAGCAACCAAUAACAAUAGAAAUGUUCUUCGUUUCCUUCUUGUGGAAGUAGAGUGUCGGUGUGGUGUGGUUAGCAUAUACGAGGAUUCCUUGAUACUAUAAAAAGAAACAACUAUUUGUAAUAUGAAAGUGAGGUGUGAGUCAUUGAGAUAACACACAAUUCACCCGCUUCCAAUCCACUAUAGUUGGAUUAGGAGAUACAUACCUCCCUCUUUCCCAAAUCAAGGUCCAACCACCCACUUUUCCAACCCAACUAAAUGCCAUGCUAGACUAGGUGAGAAAUGUCAAGGUGUUCUUCACCGUUAGUAAGACCAUACACCGAUCUUAGAUUGAUUUGUAUGAUUGUCAAUGUUAUACACUGGAUUGCAAGUUCAAUAAAGACGCAUGGUGCAUCUGUUGCCCACAAAGUAUAUCUGACGAAACUUCAUAUGAGAUUGUCAUUGGUUUUAACAAGAUCGAUCUUCAUUCUUCAAUAUAUAUCAUCCAUCCUACCCUCUCCCAAUUUUUGCACCCAUCGAGUGGACCACCUCCCGCUCAGUGAAACACACACAUCACUUUUGUCAAGUUUGAAAGGCAUACAUCACUCAUUCUUCUUCCACGUCUACUCUACGUGUACAUUAUGACAAUUGACACAUUUUGUAUGCAUGUCUUCUAGCACCUCUAACGUUUUGUUCAUAAUCAAACGUUAUUUGCUUAAGCACGUCAGUUUUCUAGUCAGCCCUUUUCGAGGAAAUGUAAGUAAUUUAGUAGGGAAAGUGAAAAGCCAAAGAGAGAUGCAUUGAAGUUAAAGUGAGUGAGUUUCGCAAGUGGCCAACUCACCAACUCGGGCAAAAGGCAACGGUAACAUUUCAGAAAAGCGUUUGGAAGAGGAACAGAGUUUGCUGGAGGACAUUUUCGGCAUUACCAGAAAAGUUAACGGCAACUUCAUUUCACACCUCUCUCUCUCUGCAAAUCAAAAAGCAAAAUCGCUACAGUCAUUUCCCCCCGCAAAAAUCCAAUCCGAAAUUAAUAAAAACAUCCACCAAACAGAAUCACUGUCUCUUUCCCCCUCUCUCUCUCUCUCUUCACUCUCUCACUAGAAAGCCACAAUCUUUUUAAGUGGGCGGCAAGUGAAGUGGCUACUUCUUACUUCUUAGACCUCUCUCUCUCUCUAGUUCUUCAACUGUCCCUUUCUACCUCUCUACUUUCUCCGCCGAAAACCCCUUUUCCCUACUUCUCCAUCUCCAUCUCCUCUGGUUUGGGUUUUGCAGAGUAAGGUUUAGUUUUGAUCCAGCAGAAAAAAAUGGCUGCUCCAAAGCCUGAAGAGAUAAGUCACCCGGCAAUGGACCAGCUUCAGGGUUUGGAAUACUGUAUUGACUCCAAUCCUUCUUGGGGGGAGUCAAUUGCUUUGGGUUUCCAGCAUUACAUUUUGGCUUUAGGAACCGCCGUUAUGAUUCCUUCCUUCCUUGUCCCUUUGAUGGGCGGUGACCAUGGGGAUAAAGUCAGAGUGGUACAGACUCUACUGUUUGUUGAAGGGAUCAAUACCCUUAUUCAGACUCUGUUUGGGACGCGCCUUCCCACCGUGAUUGGGGGAUCCUACGCCUUUAUGGUCCCAAUCAUGUCGAUAAUUCACGACCCUGCUUUGACCAGAAUAGAGGAUGAUCAUUUGAGGUUUUUGAGCACCAUGAGAGCUGUACAAGGUGCUUUAAUAGUAUCAUCUAGCAUUCAGAUAAUUCUGGGAUACAGUCAAUUGUGGGCCAUUUGUUCCAGGUUCUUCAGUCCACUUGGGAUGGUUCCAGUCAUUUCUUUGGUGGGUUUUGGACUAUUCGACAGAGGCUUCCCUGUGGUUGGUCGUUGUGUGGAAAUUGGCGUUCCCAUGCUCAUCCUAUUCGUAACAUUCUCUCAGUACUUGAAGAACUUUCACUUCAGGCAAUUGCCAGUACUAGAGCGGUUCGCGUUGCUAAUAUCGGUGACUGUAAUAUGGGCAUAUGCACAUCUCUUGACAGCAAGUGGUGCAUACAAGCAUCGUCCAGACCUUACCCAGGUCAACUGCAGAACUGACAGGGCCUACCUCAUUUCUGCUGCUCCAUGGAUUAAGAUUCCAUAUCCAUUGCAAUGGGGAGCCCCAACUUUUGAUGCUGGCCAUUGCUUUGGGAUGAUGGCUGCUGUUAUAGUCUCACUCAUUGAGUCAACUGGGGGAUACAAAGCUGCCUCGAGGCUAGCUAGUGCCACGCCACCACCAGCUCAUGUGCUUAGCCGGGGAAUUGGGUGGCAAGGAAUUGGCAUACUACUUAGUGGCAUGUUCGGAACGAUGAGUGGCUGCACAGUAUCCGCAGAAAAUGUGGGUUUGCUUGGCAGCACUCGUGUUGGCAGUCGAAGAGUUAUUCAAAUCGCAGCUGGUUUCAUGAUCUUCUUUUCAAUUUUGGGGAAAUUCGGAGCACUAUUUGCAUCAAUACCAUUCCCAAUAUUUGCUGCUUUGUACUGUGUCCUGUUUGGUCUUGUUGCAUCUGUUGGUUUGUCGUUCUUGCAAUUCACAAACAUGAACUCAAUGAGGAACCUGUUCAUCGUCGGAGUUGCCUUGUUUCUUGGCCUGUCUAUUCCUGAGUACUUCAGGGAAUACACUUCCAAGGCCUUCCAUGGACCAUCUCACACGAAAGCUGGCUGGUUCAAUGAUUUCUUGAACACAAUCUUCUUCUCAUCCCCAACCGUGGCGUUGAUAGUAGGAGUGUUCCUCGACAACACACUUGACUACAAGGACAGUGCCAGAGAUAGAGGAAUGCCAUGGUGGGCUAAAUUCAGAUCAUUCCAAGGAGACAGCAGGAAUGAAGAAUUCUACACUCUACCCUUCAACCUCAAUCGUUUCUUCCCUCCGUCCUGAAAAGUUUAAUCAAGAAGAAUCAGUUGCAGCGGAUUUUCGCUCAGGGUUCGGUUGCUUGCUUGCUUGCUGGUUUGUUAGAGGAAAAACAUCAUUUCCAGUUAAGAAUUGAUUGCUGCUGAGAGAGUAUAGCAAGGGUAGUAGUUCGAACUCUUAACACCCCAUCUAGGAUUUUGCUUUCCAGGAGACAAGAAUAAGCUAUUCUGCUUUUU
This is a messenger RNA of Linum trigynum, 3277 nucleotides long. Lineage: Eukaryota; Viridiplantae; Streptophyta; Magnoliopsida; Malpighiales; Linaceae. The record is from the annotation of a GenBank genome assembly.